Messenger RNA from Capsicum annuum, 1365 nucleotides. RefSeq names its product peroxisomal 2,4-dienoyl-CoA reductase [(3E)-enoyl-CoA-producing]. The transcript is spliced from 5 exons. The record is from RefSeq and is a predicted model, not a curated record. Gene Ontology annotation, molecular function: 2,4-dienoyl-CoA reductase (NADPH) activity. Gene Ontology annotation, biological process: fatty acid catabolic process. The coding region runs from base 255 to 1154 and encodes 299 amino acids. Lineage: Eukaryota; Viridiplantae; Streptophyta; Magnoliopsida; Solanales; Solanaceae.
GUGGUCCCACUAGUACUAACAACUUAAAUUUUGUACGUAAUUAAUUUUUUUAAAAAAGUACUCCUACCAACUACUAAAAUAGAGGAGGGAUUGCGUAUUUAUGUGGUGUGGUGAGAAACACGAGGCGGCUGGCCGUUGAUCAUAACUAGAGACCCCCGGGACAUUUAUUCCUAGUUAUUAUAGUAAAUUACUUAUAAGUAACAAACACAAAUACAGCUGCUCUCGCUCUCUCGUACAUUUGUUUCACUGAAAGAAUGGAGUCGAAGUCUCCUUUCAAGUCAGACAUACUUAAAGGGAAAGUAGCACUUUUGACAGGAGGUGGUUCUGGGAUCGGCCUUGAAAUCUCCAGACAGUUUGGGAAACAUGGUGCUUCCAUUGCCAUCAUGGGCCGCCGCAAAUCCGUCCUCGACUCUGCCGUCUCCUACCUCCAAUCCUUUGGUAUUCCGGCAAUUGGCUUGCAGGGGGACGUGCGGAAGCAAGAAGAUGCAAAAAGAGUUGUAGAGUUGACUGUCAAGCAAUUUGGGAAGCUUGACAUUCUUGUUAAUGCUGCAGCUGGCAAUUUCCUUGUGUCUCCUGAGGAUUUGUCUCCUAAUGGCUUCAGAACAGUACUAGAUAUUGAUUCUGUGGGUACAUUUACUAUGUGCCAUGAAGCACUUAACUAUAUCAAGAAAGGGGGACCUGGGAGGAGUUCAACUUCUGGUGGACUGAUAUUGAACAUCAGUGCUACUUUGCAUUACACUGCAUCUUGGUAUCAAAUCCAUGUAGCUGCUGCUAAGGCUGCUGUUGAUGCAGUCACUAGAAAUUUGGCUCUAGAGUGGGGCACAGAUUAUGAUAUUAGGGUAAAUGGUAUUGCACCAGGCCCCAUAGGUGAUACUGCUGGCAUGCGUAAACUUGGACCGGAGGAGAUAAGCAAUAAGAGCAGAGAAUACAUGCCUCUGUACAAACUUGGGGAGAAACAUGAUAUUGCCAUGGCUGCUCUGUACCUUGCGUCGGAUGCUGGAAAAUAUAUCAACGGAACCAUCAUGCCUGUUGAUGGAGGACUCUGGCUGAGUAGACCUCGACAUCUACCUAAAGAUGCAGUUAAAGAGCUCUCUCGAACAGUCGAGAAGAAAUCAAGAAAUGCACCUGUAGGGGUUCCUCCCAGCAAGCUUUGAGUUUAUCAACUAUAGUUAACAAGGAAUUGUGGUUAAAGAGCACAUGGGAGCAGUGACUGUGCAGUUGCAGCAAGGAACUUGUUGAAAAACUUUACUAUUAUUUCUGGCUAGUGUCCAUUGACAUACAUUUAAAUAUACUACACAAUUGGAAGCGAGCUUAUUAUCAGUUUAAGCAAUUGGAAGAGACUCUCAGCAGGUCAAUUUGGUACUA